UGAUCUUUGUACCCAACAAUGAGAGGCCCACCUAAUGAGCGGCUCUGAUCUCAAGAUCAGGAGGGAAAAGUAGUUAGGAAAAAAGGAAAAAGAGAAUCCAGAUGCGGACGAGUAAACGAACCUCUUUUCCUCUCUCUCUCUCUCUCCAACCUCUCACUUUCUCUCUCUCUCUCUCUCCUUCGUUUCGUUCUCCCAACAAAAACCGUUUUCGCUGCCUCAUCCCCACCACCGCCUGACGCAAUCCCACCAACCAUCGCCGGGAAAACCUCUCUCCGGCGUUUUUCAGACCUCCGAACCCCGAAAUCCGAUCAACGCGUCAGAUUCCGGUGAUCGGUAUUUUAUUUGCCAUACUAUUUUUUAUUUUUAUUGUAAAUUCGUUUCCGGGUUUUCUUCUUCUUCAUUCUUGAAGUCGUCUUUCUCCCCCACUCUCUGUUCUAAGAAUUUCAAACCCUAGGAUAGAUUCUCCGGCGAUUUUUGGUCGGAUAAUUGAUCGCGGACGCCGGAAUCCGUCUCUCCGAUCGGAGAUCUGGUCCUACUUUCCAAGAUUCAAUUCGGUGGCCUGAUUGUUUCUCCUUAUAAUUCGGAUCGUGAUCUGGCUGGGAUAGAGCUGAGAUUUUGCGAUUCCAGCCGGAAAGUGCUGGAAUUUGCGGUUUUCUAUAUCGGAGAUCGGCACGUUCACAGGUCGUAUUGGAUCUUAUUUUCAGUCAAGAUUGCACGAAGAAGAAACUGAAAUUACGCUGGAAAACCCUGUUAUUCGGGCAGGAGAAUUCCGGAAAGUUGUAAUCUUUUUUAUUGGAUAUUGACGUUUUUGGUCGGAUUCUGUUCCGAUUUCCUGUCCGGAUUGUACAAGAAUGAUAUAGAAUUUUGCUUCAAAAAUUCAUAUUUCCUAUCAGAGGAGUUCUCGAUACAUACUGUUCCAUUCAGAUGCAGUUUCUAUAUGUACUAUCCGAUGUCCUGAUCUUGAUUGUGCGUGGAUAGAACUGAAAUCUAAGUUGGGGAAGACCUGUAAUUCAGGUUGGAGGGGAGAGGUGUUUUAUGGCAAGGAAAGAUCGGAAUCCACUCUCUGGAUUCUCUGAGCGUGAUCGGGAAUUGCAGCAGCAUGAGAAAGCCGCAGGAAGUGUAAAACACCAGUGAUCUAUUCUUUUGUGUUGGAAGGAUUUACAUGAGAUUCAUGGUGUAUUAGACUGCAUAGAUUUCUCGAAGGCAUGAUUGGUUAGCAUGCUUCUAGAAGCCGGUAGAUCGAAGAAUCUGUUCUACUUUCUGGAUUUGACUGUGAAAUCCUGUUCUUCAAAUUUGCUCGAGGAAGGAAGUUCUGUGGUUCCUAAGAUGGGAUCAAAUGGUGGAGAUUAUGAUGGCCGCCGUCGCCGCAGGUCAUGUGAUUCUCUCCUCCCAGGUCUUCAUGACGACAUUGCUUUGAAUUGCCUUGCGUGGGUGCAUCGGUCGGAUUAUUGUUCCCUUGCUUGCCUCAACUCUAGGUUCAAUUCGCUGGUCACGAGUGGUUAUCUCUAUGGAUUGCGGAAGCAGAUGGGCAUCGUGGAGCAGUGGGUCUAUCUAGUCUGCGAUCCAAGGGGUUGGGAAGCUUUUGAUCCCACGAGGAAGAAGUGGAUGAGAUUGCCCAAAAUCCCUUGUGAUGAGUGUUUCAAUUAUGCAGAUAAGGAAUCCUUAGCUGUAGGCAAUGAAUUGCUGGUCUUUGGACGCGAACUGUUGGAUUUUGCUAUUUGGAGGUAUAGUCUGCUUAGUCGAAAGUGGGUCAAAUGUCUGGGGAUGAAUCUUCCCCGUUGUUUGUUUGCUUCAAGUAGCUUUGGCUCAAUCGCCAUCAUUGCUGGAGGAAGUGAUAAGAAUGGGACCAUUUUGAAAUCAGCAGAGCUUUAUGAUUCCGAAUCAGGCAAAUGGGAGCUCUUACCUAAUAUGCAUUCUCCACGCAAGCUGUGUUCCGGAUUUUUCAUGGAUGGGAAGUUUUACGUAAUUGGUGGGAUGUCGAGUGCUACAGUUUCAUUGACUUGCGGUGAAGAGUAUAAUCUACAGACAAGGACAUGGAGGAAGAUAGAGGGCAUGUAUCCAAAUGCCAGCAGGGCCGCUCAAGCUCCUCCGCUUGUGGCGGUUGUGGACAACCAGUUAUAUGCAGUUGAGCAUCUGACAAACAUGGUGAAGAGGUAUGAAAAGGUGAAGAAUAGUUGGGUUGUGUUGGGCAGGUUGCCUGUCAGAGCCGACUCUUCCAACGGAUGGGGUCUGGCUUUCAAGGCCUGUGGGAGGGAGUUGCUGGUUGUUGGCGGGCAGAGAGGACCAGAAGGCGAGAGCAUUGUGCUGAACUCAUGGUCUCCAGAUUCUGGGAAUGCAGGCGGGACUUUGGAGUGGAAAGUACUUACCGUUAAGGAGCAUGCUGGAGUGUUUGUCUACAACUGUGCUGUUAUGGGUUGUUGAGCUUUUAUUCAUCAGUUUUUUCUUGGGCUCUUCGCAGCUAAAGGAGUGGGCCUCUGCGGUUAACCAGGCCAGUUUCGGAACUAUUUACACUUUUUAGACUGUUCGUCAUCCUCUUUAAUCUAUUGACCGUACUAUCUAUUGUUUAGACAUUGUCAUUCUCCACUCGAGAACUUGUUUUCCUUUAACAAAUUGUGUAUUGGACAUGGUGUUGCUGAUUCUGCAGUCUUCAUUGCUUUCAAGAGACUCAAUAGGACGUCCCAGUAGCGUCGUUGCCUCUCUGCCUCAUCUUAAUUUCUAUUUCUGAUUCACAGGCAAGCAUCUCUGUAUCAAGAAAAGAAAUUUUUUUUUUUCUUUUUCUUUUACUUUUUGCAACUUGAUUUUUUCUUCAUUUAAAUGCUUAGAUUUUGUACGUGGAAGCACAGCUGAAUGGUAUCUUUUUUUUAAUCUCUCAAUGUACCAGUUGUUCUUUU
Molecule: messenger RNA, 2891 nt
Organism: Magnolia sinica
Lineage: Eukaryota; Viridiplantae; Streptophyta; Magnoliopsida; Magnoliales; Magnoliaceae
Product: F-box/kelch-repeat protein At5g60570
Exons: 2
Coding region: 1219-2421 (400 amino acids)
Cellular component (GO): nucleus
Molecular function (GO): protein binding
Source: RefSeq, a predicted model, not a curated record